Cynara cardunculus var. scolymus (artichoke) is the source of this 1509-nucleotide messenger RNA. Its product is annotated as protein trichome birefringence-like 34. Gene Ontology annotation, molecular function: O-acetyltransferase activity. The transcript has 5 exons. Lineage: Eukaryota; Viridiplantae; Streptophyta; Magnoliopsida; Asterales; Asteraceae. The record is from RefSeq and is a predicted model, not a curated record. Gene Ontology annotation, cellular component: Golgi apparatus. The coding region runs from base 68 to 1363 and encodes 431 amino acids.
AUCAUGUGUGUGUGUAUAUAUAUAUAUAUAUAUAUAUAUAUACAACAUAAGGCAGGUGUUUAAUUACAUGAGAUUGUUAGAGAGAGAGAGGGAGAGAGAGAUGAGGAAGAAGAAGCAGUUGGGAAAGUAUGUAUGGGAUGUGAAGCAUAUGGUUGAGAGCAUCUUCAUCAUGUUCUUGAUCAUGGGAGCAUUAGCCACCAUAGCUUAUUAUUAUGUCAACAUCGAUCAUGAUCAGCCACAUCCAGCAGCUGUAUUCAAAUUCUACACACCUAAUCCUAAUACUACUUCUGCUUAUGAGUCAUUAGAUGGAUGUGAUUUGUUCUCUGGCAAAUGGGUUCAUGAUAACCAUUCAUACCCUCUCUACAAAGACUUGGAUUGCCCUUAUAUUUUUGGGGAUUUUGCUUGUGGACAAUAUGGCAGAAUGGAUUCCAACUAUCAACAAUGGAGAUGGCAACCCCAUGGAUGUACCCUUCCAAGGUUUGAUUCAAAAGAAGUUCUGGAGAGGUUGAGGGGUAAAAGGGUACUUUUUGUUGGGGAUUCAGUAAAUAGAAACCAAUGGGUUUCAAUGGUAUGUAUGCUUCAAACAGUCAUCCCUCUUGGAAGGAAGAAGAUGCAGAAAGUUCCCAAUGUAUCAAUGCUCACCUUCAAGGCACUUGAAUAUAAUGUUUCAAUAGACUUUUAUUGGGCUCCGCUCUUGGUGGAAUCGAAUGGUGACCAUCCCACGAAACAUAAGACAAAUGAUCGUAUAGUUCGAAUCAAAUCCAUAGAGCACCAUGCAAAAAAUUGGGUGAACGUCGAUGUACUAGUUUUUAACUCGUACCUUUGGUGGAGGACGCCUGCACUAAAGAUCUUAAAUGGAUCAUCUGAAGAUUCCAAACAAUACAACAUAGUCGAUAAUCAUCGUGGCUAUAGGAUGGUUAUGAAAACAUGGUCUGAUUGGUUAUAUACUCAUAUCAACCAUACGAGGACUCAAUCAUAUUUCAUUAGUAUGACCGCAACCCAUCAUAGGGGCGUAGAAUGGGGCAGCAAAAGUGAUGAAAACUGUUUAAAUGAAACAGAGCCAAUAACAAAAGAUGACUUUUGGGAGAGUGGGUCCGAUUUGAAAAUGUUUAAAAUAUUAGAGUCUUCGCUAAACAAGUUGAAAGCAAAAGGGGUAAAAGUGCAAUUGAUUAAUAUUACACAACUAACACAAUAUCGGAAAGACGCGCACCCUUCGAUUUAUAGGUUGCACUAUUCUCCAUUAACGAACACACAAUUGUCCAACCCCUCAAGUUAUGCAGAUUGUACACAUUGGUGCCUUCCCGGUGUCCCAGAUGUUUGGAAUGAGCUACUUUUAACUUACAUUCUUCGAAAACAUAAAUAAGUUAACUUUUAUAGACCAUUGAACUUAUUGAGGCCUAAAUAUUUGUUACUAUGAAGUGUAAAUUUGUUUAUUUUUUUAUUACAUUAAAUGUAGUUAAGAUUUUUUUGUUCAUAAGGCUAUGAACGUCCCUCCUUUUUCCUUGUCUA